This is a messenger RNA of Penicillium diatomitis, 2856 nucleotides long. Its product is annotated as mediator of RNA polymerase II transcription subunit 16. The coding region runs from base 1 to 2856 and encodes 951 amino acids. Lineage: Eukaryota; Fungi; Ascomycota; Eurotiomycetes; Eurotiales; Aspergillaceae. The record is from RefSeq and is a predicted model, not a curated record. The transcript is spliced from 10 exons. Gene Ontology annotation, cellular component: mediator complex. Gene Ontology annotation, biological process: positive regulation of DNA-templated transcription.
AUGCCCCUGAUCAUGGAUGAAAGUAUCAAUGUGGACGAUCUCUUCGGAGAGGCCCAUUCCUUGGAUCUGGGGCUGCCCCCGCCGGCCGCUCUCCCCUCCACGAAAGGUCUGGCCCAGUGCAUCGAUGAGAUGCGAUUACUGGGUUGCCGCCAGAGAAUAGCCUGGUCCCGGUUAGGGGCCAUCGCAUACAUUUCCGCAGAUGGUGUGCGAGUGUGUGUGCGGAAUCUCCAAUCCAGUCCCUCGGACGGGACAUGGGGGUUGAGUGAUGAAUUCCCUCUUGCCCCAGUGACAGAAGCGCACAGUGGCAAUCAAUUGCUUCAUUUGUCAUGGAGUGAUGCUGGUUCGGAGCUCGCUGUCGUGGACUCGAUGGGUCGAGUCUCCAUCUAUUCUAUCUUCAUGGCCCUCAACAACAUCACAGGCCUGCGACAGGCAACCUACGACUCUGGAGACGACAGCAAUCAGAUCGUCGGAUUGAUGUGGCUCAAUCCCGGUCGACAGGUACAUGCGUUCCAACAAGCUGCCAAAUUGAACAACCGAUGGGCUUAUUCUCCGUUCCGAUGGCGGCCGACUCAUCCGUCUCAUCCGGCGGGAAAAAGCUCGUUGAUCACGGUCACCCGAGCCGGUCAGAUCAGAUUGAUGUAUCAAAACAUCGACAGCAAGUGGGCUGAAGUUCCCGCGGAACUGAAGAACACAGGUCACUCAGAUAGACUAUUGACCCAUGCGACAAUGGUCGCCACGCAAGGAACCAUUCUGCUGGCGACGUACUCUGUCUGUCAGAAGCUCUGUCUGUAUCGGGUGGAAAUUGCCUGGAAUCCCAACAAAUGGGACCCGAUGGUGAUGAGAAGCCCAAACAAGUGGCCCGUGCCAGCUGUACGACUACUGCAUUACAAAAUUGAUAUGCCCAGCAGUAUCUGGGAUAUCGGUAACGACCCAAACCAGCACACGGAUCAAUCGUUACCAUUCGCCAACUCGGUAUACACCCUGACACGACUGGAAGUGAUUCCAGGACAAGUCGACAGUCCAACAGGGCCAACUACCACAAGUCCGUGGAUUCUAGGAGUUUUCUCCAAGCCUCUGCAUACAUCCUCAGAGUUUCCAGCCCAGCAGGGUCCUGCCAGUGUGAUUGUCCGAUGGCAGCUGGACUCCGCGCAGCAGUCCUUUCACCCCAAGUUCGACGAAGUCGUAUCCAAGAAGUCUCACGUACAAGUAAGGCCGAAAAUCGAAAUGCGACGGCUAGAGAAUAUAUACUUGGACAAGUACGUGAUUUCCGUCGACCCGAUGGAGCAUGUCACAGCACCAGCUUUGACAUUCACCCACGACGACGGAACAAUCACUUCCUAUGAAACCAAAACCAUGGCUGUUUUCAGCGGUCUAGAAGAUCCUAGUACUGUAAACUGUCUGGCACAGGCCGGAUUCCGAUUCCCUCCAAGUACACCAGGUCUUUCGAUCGCCUUCUCUCCCAACUCCUGCGCUGCCGUAGUGCUGGACUGUGAGGGCCAGCCGCGACUGAGGUGGAUGGAGCACAAUUUCGGGUCGAGUGGUGGACUUUACGACGAAAGCAAAUUCUCGGCUGCCAUUGCGGCACUGACCCUAGCUUUCAGUCGGGGCUCUGGUAGUGAUUCCAACACGGACGACAUCAUGAUGAUUGUUUUGGGCCAGUUACCUCCGGAUAAUCAACCCGCAUUUCUAGGCGAAGUUUAUCGAGCACUCUCUGUCAAUUGCAACUUUACGGUAGAGCAAGAUAAGCUAUUGACACACGCAUAUAUCCCCCGGGCACUAAGCCUGCAAGCCAGUCUUGGGUUCAGAGGCAAGAACAGACGUCGAAGUAUGCCUUCCGCCAUCGCAUGGGCUGUUUUGCAGAUGCGUCACUCUUCUGUGCUGUAUGCGGCCUACUUCCAAAACACCAAGAACGUUCCAGCAGAACAAAAUGACCCUGGAAUCCUUCACGCCCUGCUCGGAAACACGAAAUGGACUUUAGGCCUCUCCCAUUAUAUCCUCAAUGAGAUCUUUGAUCUUGCCGAUGACUUUGAAAGCGUGCUCCAUGAUACAGAGGCUUUCACCCAAAAGUUGAAAACCAUCACAUCGCUUCCGCUCCUCCUCAUUCUGUCGAGUAUGUCUCGUGCUUACAUGCGCUUUAUCUGCCGUGGCCUGCGUGGUAUCCGCGGCGGAUUCGAGCACGUCAACAUCGCUGCACUCGAACCCGAGUCUCGAACGUACUGGGUCGAGAUCUGCCGAGCUCUUGAAACAUCCCCUGUCCGCGUAGACGUCUACGAGAAGUUCCUCGCAGGCGUCGACUCUGCCGUCAAACACGCCUACCAGGGCUCCGGCUUCGGCGAUGCCGAACGACCCAGUCCUGAAAAGGAACUCACCGUGAACGCACGAAUUCCCCCCGUCCUCAUCCCCGCCGUUCAAACUCUCUUUACUCAAACCGUGCCAUCCAUCCGAUCGGAUAUCCAGAGGAAGGAAAUCGUUCUAGGCGACUACACCUGGCUUGGGCUGGAGAAUCACUCACGGAUGGCCGCGUAUCGCAAGCGUUGCGAGGUAGACAUCCUGAUGAAGGUACCCCUUCAACUUACGCUGGUCCAAUCGGACUCCUCUGCAGUGCAACCAAGUCGACGAAGGCGCUGUGUGCGUUGCUGUGAGGUUUCGGGGGAUGCAGGUCGGCCCCGGACGGGUCCGUGGACGAAAAUGAUGCAUCGGUUGAAUCAUCUGAGAAAUUGUGCUUGUGGCGGUGCGUGGGUAAUGGAGACGUCUGAAUCUGUGUCGCAAGGGGAUCUUUCGAAUACGGGCGCUGCCUUGAGUGGACCUGGGCAUGUUAACAUGGCUAAAGCCGUCGGUGCUGUGGGGUCUGCUUGA